AUGUGGGUAUGCAAUCUGUGCCGAAAACAACAAGAAAUCCUCACCAAGUCAGGAGCGUGGUUCUUCAGCGGUUCUGAGGGGUCCAAAUCAGGGCCCCAAGCCAAAGUGAGGGGAGGCCCAGUCGGAGCAAGCCAGGACCUUCUCAGAAACGGUUUGGGGAUCCCCGCAGAAAGAAAAAGAAGCCCAUCAGCAUCCAGGGAUCCAAACGCUGUGUAUAACCAAAGGGAAGGGAAAGGAGGAUUGCAGUAUGCCCCGGCUGAAGGUGGCAUGCCCAGCUCUCCGUCAGACUACGGACGGGACCCUGGCCAUUCGCCAAGGAGUUCAAGGAUGUAUGACGAGGUGGGUGGUUAUCGAGACAGUCGAGGACGCUGGCACUCCCAAGGCCAGCAUUUGGAUGGCCAGUUAGACGACUAUGAAAUCCAGAGGCGCCGUGAAGAGGAGUACCAAGCCCGAUACCGCAGCGAUCCCAACCUGGCGCGCUACCCAGUCAAACCCCAGCCUUACGAGGAGCAGAUGCGCAUCCACGCCCAGGUGUCACGGGCUCGGCAUGAACGCCGCCAUAGCGACGUCUCGCUUGCCUACACAGAACUUAACGAGCCAUUGCAUGGCCCUGAUGAGCGGAAGUCUCGCCUCCCUCUAUUGGGCCGCCCAAGUCAACGCUCGUACUCGGUGGACAGGAACUCACCAGGACAUCGGACAUCCAACCAUAGCCCACCAACGCCACACCGCAGCCCUGUGCUGGGCGACAGCCGGCGAGGGCUGGGAGAUCCUGCAAGAAAACACAAACCCCAACAGCAUCAUUUGGAUCCUAGCUCAGCCAUGUGCUGGAACAAAUGGGACAAAAUGGAUAACAUGCUGCGAAAUGACUCUUUAAGCUCGGACCAAUCCGAAUCAGUUCGACCUCCGCCACCCAGACCCAACCGUAGCAAGCGUAUUGGCAAGCUCAGAACCAUGGGUAGCUUCAGUAGCUCGGAGGAGGAGCUGGCUACCACUCCGGAGUACACAAGCUGUGAAGACGUGGACCUGGAAAGUGAGUCCAUCAGUGAAAAAGGAGAUAUGGAUGGUCACUGGUGGGACCAUGCGUCUUGGCAUAGCGAGGUCUCCUCUUUGUCUAUGCACCCGGUGACAUGGCAACCAUCCAAAGAUGGAGAGCGCCUAAUAGGGCGUGUAGUGCUAAACAAACGGAUGAAAGAUGGCACAGUGCCCCGAGAUACAGGGGCAUUGCUUGGCCUGAAGGUGGUGGGAGGGAAGAUGACAGAGUCUGGGAGACUUUGUGCAUUCAUCACGAAGGUGAAGAAAGGAAGUCUGGCAGAUACUGUCGGCCAUCUGAGACCAGGUGAUCAGGUUCUAGAGUGGAACAGGAGGGUCUUGCAGGGAGCCACAUUCAAGGAAGUUUACAAUAUCAUUCUAGAAUCCAAGCCUGAGCCGCAGGUGGAGCUGGUGGUCUCACGGCCCAUAGGAGAUGUUCCUAGAAUACCAGAGAGCACACAUGGACAACUUGAAUCAAGUUCAAGUUCCUUUGAAUCCCAAAAAAUGGGACCGUCCAUCUCUGUCACGUCCCCCGUGAGUCCUGGCAUGCUCCGGGACACCCAUCAGUAUCUGUCUGGACAGCUCUCGAGUCCAUGCCUUAGUAGAAGAACCACGCCUUUUGUCCUUAGGGUCCAGGUGAAGCUCUGGUAUGAUAAAGUGGGACAUCAACUCAUUGUUACAAUCCUGGGCGCCAAAGACUUGCCUGCACGAGAAGACGGGCGGCCCAGGAAUCCCUACAUCAAAAUCUACUUCCUCCCCGACAGAAGUGACAAAAGCAAGAGAAGAACAAAAACGGUGAAGAAAUCUCUGGAGCCCAAGUGGAACCAGACAUUCAUGUACUCACCAGUGCACAGACGAGAGUUCAGAGAGCGUAUGCUGGAGAUCACGCUGUGGGAUCAGGCCAGAGUCCGAGAGGAGGAGAGCGAGUUCCUGGGAGAGAUUCUAAUAGAGCUGGAGACAGCGCUCUUGGAUGAUCAACCUCACUGGUAUAAGCUACAAACACAUGACCUUUCCUCGGUGCCCCUGCCUAACCCCUCACCCUACAUGCAGAGGCGACUCCUACCUGGAGAGAGCCCCACGCGCAAGUUACAAAACAAAGGCCCGUAUUAUUACAACUCAGGGUCACAGCGAAUCAGUGAUGGCGAGUUCUCUGAUUACGACUGUGAAGAUGGGAUUGGUGUUAUCUCAGAUUACCGGCACAAUGGCAGGGAUUUCCAGAGCUCUACUCUGUCUGUACCUGAGCAGGUCAUGUCGUCCAAUCACUGUUCACGAUCAGACAUGAUUCGCACACGCUCACGGUCACCCAGCGUCCCUCCCCCACAAAGUCGAAGUUUAGAUCACGGUGUGAGAGGAUUACCAUCGCAUUACGGCCCCCGACAUCGACUGUCAGAGGACAGAUACUCACCGGACAGGUAUAGCCGCAGCAUGGUGGACAGCCAUGACAAUUACAGGUCAAGAUCAGCUGACCAGCGGCCCAUGAUGGAUCGACCGGUCUACACUCGCUCCCGCUCGUCCGAGCGACCCGACUCUGGCUACAUGAGAUCCAUGCCAUCCUUAACAUCAGGGAGAUCUGCCCCUCCCUCUCCUGGCUUAACGAGGGCAAACCCCCGGAUAGGAUCGGUCCAGACAAGUCCCACCAACAUGCCAGUAUCCAGUUGGAGAGGUCGGCAGCUACCUCAGGUCCCACCCAAGGGAUCUAUUGACAGAAGUACUUUGAAGGAUCCAUCAAAGCGUGGAAUAGACAGUCUCUCUAUGAGGUCAUCGGACAGUGACGUGAGUGACGUGUCCGCUAUGUCGAGUGCGUCUCGUCUUAGCAGCACGAGCUACAUGUCUGUCCAAUCGGAACGAACGCGGUCCAACCGCAGAAUCAGUCAGAGCGAGGAGGGGACUGUAGUGGUGGAAGAACAGGUGCAAGCAGUGAAAGGAAGUGCUCUAGGGGCAGGACAGGAAGGGGAGGUGGGUGAGGCUGCCGAGAACCCAGAGCAGGAAGAAGAGGAGGAACCUGAGAGGGCUCAGACCGCCACGCCUGGCUCCAACAUCACCAAGAGCUCCAGUGUGGGCGGAGACAUGUGCUCACUAGGCCGGAAUGAUGAUGAGGACGAUGACAAGAAGAGGCGCUCCAGUUUUGGGGCAAAGAUGGCAGCAAUGGUGGGACUGGGAAAGAAAAGCCAAAGUACAUCCCAACUGGACCCAGAGGAGGAGGGGAAAAAGAAGAAGACGGUGCGUCUGGCGAUCCAACGGAGUGUGGAGACCGGUUUAGCCGUUGAGAUGAAGAGCAGAAUGACACGGCAGCCCAGCCGAGAGACCACAGAAGACGGUGAAAAGGCAAAACUUGGAAAUCUCAUCUUCCCUGGGGUGAAGAUCUCAUCAGAUAGCCAGUUCACAGAGUUUUUAGAUGGUCUUGGCCCCGCCCAGCUGGCAGGAAGACAGACGUUGGCCACGCCUCCUAUGGGUGACAUCCAGAUUGGUAUGGUCCACAGGAAGGAGAGGCUGGAUGUUGAAGUUAUUCGGGCCAGAGGUCUGGUGGGAAAACCAGGCAACAAACAGACGCCAGCACCCUAUGUGAAAGUAUAUCUGCUAGACAACGGCAAGUGUAUUAACAAGAAGAAAACACGGACAGCGCGAAAAACGCUGGAUCCACUUUACCAACAGCAGCUUCAGUUUGAGGAGAACCCUGAAGGGAAGGUUUUGCAGAUCAUUGUUUGGGGGGACUAUGGCCGCAUGGACCACAAAUCCUUCAUGGGAGCCGCCCAGAUCCUAUUAGAUGAUUUAGAGCUGACCAACAUGGUGAUUGGCUGGUACAAGCUCUUCCCUCCCACCUCAUUGGUGGACCCGACAUUGGCACCUUUAAGUACCAAACCUCCAGAAUCUGGCCCGGGCCGCUCCAAUGUUCGGUCGUAGCGGCACGAGGAGGUCAGCGAUGGAUACAGUGACGUGAGUAGCUACAGCUACAAACAGAGAGGAGACAGUCUAGACGGGUCACGUCCUGGUUACACUGCAUGCUUGAUGUUGUGUCCUCUCAGCCCGUGUGACGAGAGGUCGUGAAAAGGCCUGCGUCCUUAUGCCAAAAAAUGAAUGAAAAGCAAAAAGUAUGCUGCUGUCACGCGCAGGGAACAAAAGCCACAGGAAGUCUCCUUUCAGCUGAGGAGGUGCAGCCAAUGAGAUUCGGCAGAUUUCUGACUCUUCACAAAGCAGAUGAGGAAAAUAAGCUGAUUUCUACAAGAUGUUUUCACAAGCGCUGUUUUGCAAAAGGAAGAUGCCAUGACACUUUGGCUGUUUACUUUCUGUUGUUUCAAGAGAUGUCAGCGUUUCUUACAUAGAACUUGAUGCAUUGUAGCCAUUACUGUGAGCCAAGCUGUGAAAAGAUGAUCGCGAAAGAGAGAGGUGGGAUCGGAAAAAAAGGGGAAACUCAGAAAGGUGACGUCUAUGUGGGAAUGUGUACCUUACAUACUCCAAGACAGAUCGCCAAAUGAUCUUCAAAGCUCAGUGAUGAGAAAAUGACAUAGCCAGAUUUCGUGUUUGAUUCAGGAAACGACAGAAUGAAUCUGAAAAAAAUUUACUUUUUGUGUUCCGGUCUGAUAUUCUGUUUGUUGGUGUACUGUAUAAAAUUUAUGAGAAAUGUUUAUUUAUUUUUCUUUCUUUUUUUUUGCAUGAAUGUACAUUUCUUUUUUUUUUUUUGAGAAAAAAAAGGCAUAAGGUUAUUUUCCUUGAGGCUGCAACUUGCAAAAAAAAAAAAAAAAAAGAAAAGAAAAAGAAUAAUGAAAAAGAGGAAGAAAAAUAGUUAAGUAUGCCCAGCUCAGCCAUUUUCAACAGUUUGUAUUAUUUUUAAUAUGAAAUUCUCUAGUGCAUGGUAUUCAAAGAGACAGAAUGCUAAGUGCUAAAGAUGUGAUUGUCAUCCUUUAAAAUAUUCUUCUGUAUUUUUACAGAUCUCAGUUACAGGUGUGGCCUGGGAAGACUUUAUAUCUCAUAAUUAUCAGGAAAAAGCAGUCUUCUACAGGAGGGAAAGAAGUGGUUGAGGAAAACAAUAAAUGUACGAGCGUAACAGUAUGAGCAAAUUGUACAUUUCUCCCAUCAGAGUCAGCCAUCAUUGGGUUCAUGUGGAGACAGAGCUGUAUAUUAUUUGAUGGGUCUGUUAUGAUUCCACUGUGUUACAGUAUGCAAGAAUGGCUCGUUCAUUCAAAGCAAGCAUGUUGAAAGGGUCUGUAACAUGGAUUGAGCACACUGUCUGAGUAAUACAGCAUGUUUUGAUAGAGACGUUGGGGAAUUUUGUGCCGUUUUGUGUACAGUGCAUGUGGACCGGAGGCGCCGCUGUCCCCUGAUCUGACCUCAUCCACAGAUUCAGACCGGGGUCGAUGUUCUUUGGUCAAUGGUUCAGACAUUCAACGCAACAUUCCACCUCUUGGCACUCAUCUUUAUUGAUAAGAAAAGACAAUAACUGACAAAAGAAAACAAAAAAGGGGGGGAAAGAGGGUAAAGAUGAUCAUUUAUAUUUAUUCAAGGUUGACUUGGAAAAUAGGUUGCAAGGAUAUUUUAUUUUAUUAUUGUUAUAAAGAAAACAAUAUAAAAACAGAUCCCAUUGAAUGGUGUUGUACGAAGACUCUGAAGUCGGAGUGGACUGGACACUGUUCUCUCUCGUCAUGUUGGUAAACACAACAGACACUGGUUGUCGAUUGAGGAUCUAGGUUCAUGGAGAUGGGAAUAUUGCCACAGAAUAUGAAUUUUUCAUUGUUUCUUGUUUUGAGAGAAUAAAUUAAUUUACUAAUUCCUAUGUCUCUGUCUUAUUGUAUUCAAAACUUGCUCACUGACGUAAA
Xyrauchen texanus (razorback sucker) is the source of this 5840-nucleotide messenger RNA. Its product is annotated as regulating synaptic membrane exocytosis protein 2-like. The transcript is spliced from 27 exons. Bases 1 to 3930 code for a protein of 1309 amino acids. Gene Ontology annotation, cellular component: cytoskeleton of presynaptic active zone; presynaptic membrane. Gene Ontology annotation, molecular function: small GTPase binding; transmembrane transporter binding. NCBI's taxonomy places the organism in Eukaryota, Metazoa, Chordata, Actinopteri, Cypriniformes, Catostomidae. The record is from RefSeq and is a predicted model, not a curated record. Gene Ontology annotation, biological process: regulation of synaptic plasticity; positive regulation of synaptic transmission; regulation of membrane potential.